GUUGUUGGAUAAGUUUCCUAUGCCACCAAGAAUGAGUAAGAAUGUCGGAACAACAAGGUAGAAAGUCAAAGUGCCACAGCCACAGGGACAUCACAGUCAUUCACCAGAGACGAUUUGUGUAGUGUAUUCCUUUAUUUGACGUCCUCGCUAUUAGCCAAAUUUAAACGACCUUGUUGCAUAAUGAAAGAGCAAGAACAACGAACAGAAGCCUUAUGCGGCAACACGAGUAUGAUGAUAUCGACAGACUUGUGUAGAAAGAAGUAGAACAAAAAAACAACAAGAACUAUUAUGCUGUUGCUGCCGCUUCUCUGGGUGAUCCACCAGUGAUUCUAGAUUUUUUACAGAAGAAGUGCAGCGGCUGCGAGAAGCGACGAGGGCCGUUGAUUUAUUCCACGAAGGAGCUAAUAUGACGUCUUCGCGCCAGAAGCACCAGCGCGCCGAGCAUAGCGGAAAGCAUGGUGGGAAAGAGAGCGGCAAGGGCGCGGUGGUAGGAAUCGUUUUCGCCGUCGCACUAGCCGCCGGUCUCUACAUGUUCCGGGGUCCGGUGGGCUCCUUCGUACUGCCGAAGUUUGUCCUUACAAAAACCAUAUCAAAUGCAAAAGUGUUUGGGUCUGGAACAAAGCAACUUGUCAUGCUAAAUCUGAAUCAUGUGAAAAUCUGUGUUGCGUGGUUGCCAAAAGGAAGCUGUCCACUUUUAACCUAAUCCAGAGGCAGUGUCUCAUGCAGCGUAGGCAUGAUAGAACUCUCACAGAAUCUGUCAUGCUUUCUCCUUCAAACCAGACCUCAUGGGUCAUGGGCAACCUGCAUGACAAGUCUGGCACUCUUCCAGACCCAGACACUUUUGCAGUUGAUAAGCCACCAGCGCAAAAAAGCCGGACGGCGAAUUCGCCCUGCUGGGUUGGGCAAACUGGCUGGAAAAAGUGGGAACCAGUGCGGACGUCGUCAGAUGCUGUUACGCGGUGGUACUCACUUUUUUAUAUUUUGUUUAUUGACCACUCGUUUGCGUCAUUAAUAAUCCGUUGCCGUUUCAUCUCACUGCUCAAUCAAGUUCUUCUUCUGCUAGCUUUAUGCGUGACUUUCACUUUACAUGUUGACGCCGACAGAACAUUUUUUCUCUGCAUGUUAAUAUCGGCGGUCGUGUUGAGACAAAGCCAAAACUUGAACUUCAUCACAGAACUUCAAAGAGAUGCACGAUUCCUGGUGCAGCACAAACUCGAGCCUGUCUAUGAUGGACGACGGGAUAAAGAUCCUGUCCCAGUGCAGCGAGAACCUUCGGGGGCGCACAGAAUACCCAAUCGAGAGCUUCCACGCCGACAAAUACGAGGGUAAGGUCAGGCACUCCACACGGGGAAGCGGCGCCGUUUUCCUCAUUAGCGAGUUCAAGAGAAGGGCAAGCAGGCUGAAGACGGCGAAACCGAGUGAUGGUAUCUACCUAAACCCUAAACUACUAGAGAAGCAAAAGGGUUCUCCUCAAUCUAAGCUAGCAUGAUUUUGAACUGAUAGUGAUAAAGCAAACUUGUUUGUCCCAGAACAAGUAGACUUCAUUCGAUGCUGCUACUUGCCUAGGAGCGAUGUUGAGAUGAUAAAGAUGCAUCAUUUUGCUACGAUCAUAGCACCCCUACAACAACAGCAAUCUCCCCUAUGGCUGGUAGUCCAGUGUGCAAGAUCUUGGAGGGCUGCGCCAACGACAAAACGAAAGGCGAGAAACCCUGCCGGGAAGUGCGGAAGUUGCUCGGCGACUGCUUUGCAUAACAGGAAGAAGCAGGAGGCCAUUUUUGUGGAAGUGUAGCUUUGCACAGCAAGAAUUAGGGGACCGAACACAUCAAGGCACGACUUGGGCAACUGAGAACAAGCGACGGCCACAGGACCGCACUUUCGUGGUGCUUCUUUUGCUCGCGACGCGACUCGUGUAAAUGUAUAAUGCAUGUCAACACAUUGAGCGCUUCAACAUUUCUGGUCGCAAACCAGAGCUGCGACAUAGGGAAACGCGAAACAAUAACACCUGGUGUGUGACCUCUUCAAGCCACUGGCACUGGAGGUAUAGAGAAAGAACCCAAAGACAAAGAGUCAAUAAACUUGAGCGAUCUUUUCACGCACGUCUGCGCAAAGAUACGAAAAGACGUCAAGCAUAGUGCGACACUAAAAAUCUCUCUGGCGGGCCGCGAAUUUCGGCUGGGGUGCCUAUGAUCUGCGGUGUAUAUGCAGAUUGGCAGACACGGUUGUGACAACUCUGAAGAUAUUGAACUAUCGGAAUGAGCAGCC
Messenger RNA from Amoebophrya sp. A120, 2262 nucleotides. The record is from the annotation of a GenBank genome assembly. Lineage: Eukaryota; Dinophyceae; Syndiniales; Amoebophryaceae.